UAUGAGUUUGAUUCAACGGGCAAAAGAAAACUAAGAUGGCUUUAGACGACAGCGAAUAUCUGCUCAUCCCUACUACAUCUAGCUACUUCCUCGAUUUCUAUUUACUUUUUGGCCUGUUUUGGUGGAACGCUUGUUUUGGUGGAACGCUCAUCCCGUGACAACAAAUACAAAUUACUAGAUCUUCACCACUAAACUGACUUUGAAUCGGUUUUCGUGUGGCUGUUAGUCGAAAAAUAAGAGUACGCCCGCUGACUUCUGAUCAGCGGUUUUCAAAUCAAUAGACAACGAGGGCGGGGCUCGUGGGUGACGUAAGUACGUUCAUAAACGUUUACGCUCUUUGGGAAACAUGUCGACGUCUGAGGAAACAACAAAGGAGACUGCUGAAGGAAAUGAUUCACAAACACCACCAGAGCCAUUAGCUGGACCAAGUCCAGUUAAAGAUGAUAAUGCAGCCUCCAGUACAGCUGUUGUUGCCAAGAAGUCAGAGCCCAUGGGUGGUAUGCCAUCAGUGUUGUCAUCACGGCAGCCUCGUAAGGAUGCUUCUGGAGUCGAAGAGGAGGGAGAGAAAUUGUCCCCUGCCUCUUCCCCAAGCAGACCUGCUGCAGGACAGGCAGCAAAGUCCCUUCCAUCAACAUCUUCCUCUUCAUUGUUGUCCUCUCCUUCUGCGUCUUCAAUGGUGUCCCCUGGCCGGGCAAAGAUGAGCGUUUCUGGGCCAGGCAGCAAUAAAGCCAUUCUCCCGCCUGGUGGUUCUUCCUCGUCUUCAUCCUCAGCCACAGCUUCCUCAUCUCCUUCUGUCUUUCCUGACCCACCCAAGAUCCACCGGGCCCGUAAGACCAUGAAUAGGCCCCCACCAUGGCAGACAAGUCACGUUGAGGCGCCUGUUCCACGUGUGACUGCUUCAGCAUCCUCUGCCUUCCUUUCCCCUGACUCUGAAACUGCUGCAAAAAGGAGAAAACUGGAUCAUUCAUCUGACAACACAGCUGAGAGGUCUGAGAACAUUCCAGACAACGCUCAGACAGUGGAAGAACCAAUAUUCCAUAAAAAGUUGGAGCACGUGACCAAGGCUACAACAGAGAAGAGCAACAGCAGUGUGGGGAAGUCAGAGGAUGCAGCCGAGAAAAUAGAGAUUAACAGCCAGUGCCAGGAAGAUUCAGAGAAUUUUGAAAAUGGUGUGGGAGAAGCAGGGGAGCACAUUAAAGACAUCGAGGGGUCAGUGAACACAUCCGAUCAUAGUUCAGAGUCUGAAACACAGAGAGCUGUCCAAAGUAGAAAUCAGGGCGAGGAGUCUCCAUGGCUGCAGUCAGACCAUGACGAGAGAAACUCUGCUGAUGUGGUGGAGACACUGGGAGGAAAGCCAGCAGAGUAUACAGAGGUUCCCUUGGAUGCUCUGGACAUCGCUGCUGCUGACAGUCUGACACUUUCUCCUCAUCAUGAAGGCAGUGACGCAGGUGACACGGAGCGGCUGGGGGGGGUUGGCGGUGGGAUGGAGGCUCCUCGUGUGGCCAGCACCAGCCACCGUGUCAGCAGGCAGUGCAUGGCCACUGAGAGCAUCAAUGGAGAGCUGAGGGCUUGUACCAAUCAGACGAUUAAAGGAGAAACCAUGCGGCCAUCCAGUCGGGUGCCCCUCAUGGUACUUUGCGACGUCCAUCGCUCACACAUGGUCAAACACCACUGUUGCCCUGGCUGUGGAUACUUCUGCAUAGCGGGUACAUUUCUUGAGUGCUGCCCAGACCAGCGCAUCGCUCACCGUUUCCAUCGGGGUUGUGUGACAGUGCUGGGUGGGGGGCGCAGCAGAGCCAAUGGUGGUGGUAUGCUUUUCUGUCCCCACUGUGGUGAAGAUGCCUCAGAGGCCCAGGAGGUCACCAUCCCCUCCUUCAGCUCAGCUACAGCCUCCGCAACCACCGUCGUCACCAUGUCUGCCUCCUCCACCACCACUCCUUCUCUGCCACCAUCUGUCCCCACAGGACCCUCCCUCACAGCUUCCACGGGGGGAAUGAAGGAUGGGAAGAUGCCUGAAAGGCCUGUCAGUGCCCGUAUGCGUAGUCAUGGUUUGGUAACGCUGGCAGUAGAGCAGCAGCAGCAGCAGCCCCCGCAGCCUGUAGCUUCAGCUACGACUGUGGCCACUGUCCCCCCAGCUGAGGAGGGAGUGGACAGCGUGGGGCCCUCUCUCUGCAUGCCUAAUGGGAAACCCAUCAGCCCCAGUGUGCUUCCACCUGGACCCAGCAGGGCAGCGCUGCAAAAAGCCAUCCUCACACAGGACACUGAGAGGAGGAAAAAACUGAGGUUCCACCCUCGCCAGCUUUACCCUGCUGCCAAGCAAGGAGAGGUGCAGAAAGUUCUGGUCAUGCUGAUGGAGGGCAUCGAUCCAACAUACCAGCCUGACUCUCAGAAUAGGCGCUCUGCUCUGCAUGCUGCAGCUCAGAGAGGUCUGCUGGAAAUCUGCUAUAUGUUGGUACAGGCAGGUGCUCAAGUGGAUGCCCAGGACAAAGACAUGAGGACUCCUCUGUUGGAAGCGAUAGUCAAUAAUCACCUUGAGGUGACUCGCUACCUGGUCCAGAACGGUGCCUGUGUCUAUCAUGCUGAAGAGGAUGGAUAUACUGGCCUCCAUCAUGCAGCCAAGCUGGGCAACCUAGAAAUCGUCACCAUGCUUCUGGAGACAGGGCAGGUUGAUGUGAACGCACAGGUAAAGGACAGUGGCGGCUGGACGCCAAUCAUUUGGGCUGCAGAGCACAAACACGUCAAGGUGAUCAAAGCACUACUGAAUAGAGGCGCUGAUGUCACCAUCAAUGAUAAGGAGCUGAAUGUGUGUCUCCACUGGGCGGCGUAUGCAGGGAAUGUGGAUAUUGCAGAACUGGUGUUGAACUCUGGAUGUUCGCUCUCUGCUGUUAACGUGCACGGAGACACGCCACUCCACAUCGCUGCCAGAGAAGGAUACUUGGAAUGUGUUACAUUGUUCCUCUCCAGAGGUGCAGACAUUGACAUCAUGAACAGGGAAGGAGACACACCUCUCACCCUUGCAAGGGCUGAUACACCAGUGUGGGUCGCACUACAGAUCAACAGGAAGCUGCGGCGGGGAAUAACCAAUCGCAUGCUUCGCACGGAAAGAAUCAUCUGCAAUGACAUUGCACAGGGCUAUGAGAAUGUACCAAUUCCCUGCGUGAAUGCAGUGGAUGACGAGGGUUGUCCUUCAGACUAUAAAUAUGUUUCAGAAAACUGUGAAACCUCAGCAAUGAACAUAGAUCGCAACAUUACACACUUACAGCACUGCAGCUGCACUGAUGACUGCUCAUCUAGUAACUGCCUCUGUGGACAGCUCAGCAUCCGCUGCUGGUAUGAUAAGGACCAGCGGCUGCUCCAAGAGUUCAACAAAAUCGAACCUCCACUUAUAUUCGAAUGCAACAUGGCGUGUUCCUGUUAUCGAACAUGCAAAAACAGGGUGGUGCAGGCAGGAAUCAAAGUUCGUCUUCAGCUCUACAGGACAGAGAAGAUGGGCUGGGGCGUUCGAGCCCUGCAGGAUAUUCCUCAGGGAAGCUUCAUCUGCGAAUAUGUUGGGGAGCUGAUCUCAGACGCAGAGGCAGAUGUUAGAGAAGAUGACUCUUACCUGUUCGACUUGGACAACAAGGAUGGGGAGGUGUAUUGCAUUGAUGCCCGGUACUAUGGGAACAUCAGUCGCUUCAUCAACCACCUGUGUGACCCUAACCUCAUCCCAGUACGUGUGUUCAUGCUGCACCAGGACCUGAGAUUCCCCCGCAUUGCCUUCUUCAGCUCCAGAGACAUCCUUAGUGGUCAAGAGCUCGGGUUUGACUAUGGUGAUCGGUUCUGGGACAUUAAAAGCAAGUACUUCACCUGUCAGUGUGGAUCGGAGAAAUGCAAGCAUUCGGCUGAGGCCAUCGCCUUGGAGCAGAGCAGGUUGGCUCGGCUGGAGGCCUGCCCAGAGUCCGGGGCGGACUGUGGGAUAACCAUACAAGGAAACUCUUAAAACACUUAACCAUGGAGCCUUUGGAUUAACCCUUCCACAUUUACGUUUACACAUCAAUAAUGGAAAUGGACAGUGAGGGUUUUGUCAUGUUUAAAAUAAAGUGUUGAUGUAUGUAUGAUGCAGAUUUUUUGCCCCCAGACACGUCACCCAGUUUGCUACCUUUAUAGUUUAUAAUUUCCUCUGUGACAGAGGAUAUGGGCCUUGAAAUACCUGUAAACCAUUUGGGUAUUAAAAAUGAGAGAUCUUGUGAUUUUGUACAGUAUUUUUACUGUAUCUCACUAUGUACGUUUGCCUUGACACAUGAAGUUUUGUGCAUUAGCAAUCUGCUCUCAUGUAACAGUCGUAUGUGUUUUCUGUUGUGCCAACAGACACAAUGCCUUUGACACCGUACAGUAAUGGUUCAGGCUCCAGCCCCUGCUGUACUCACUACGGACCUGAGAGCCAGUGUUGUCUGCAUAAGUGUGUUAGCUUUAAUUUUUUUAUUUUUAUAUGUAUUGUUUUCUCUGCCUCUUGGUGUAAGAAAUUAGCUCAUGAGUUGAUCUUUGGGCUUUUGUAUGAAAUGUGGCAUUUUCUUCUUUUUAAAUCUGUG
Monopterus albus (swamp eel) is the source of this 4568-nucleotide messenger RNA. RefSeq names its product euchromatic histone-lysine N-methyltransferase 2 (gene ehmt2). Gene Ontology annotation, molecular function: zinc ion binding; histone H3K9 methyltransferase activity; p53 binding. The record is from RefSeq and is a predicted model, not a curated record. Gene Ontology annotation, biological process: negative regulation of transcription by RNA polymerase II; peptidyl-lysine dimethylation. Gene Ontology annotation, cellular component: nucleus; chromatin. The coding region runs from base 347 to 3979 and encodes 1210 amino acids. The transcript has 28 exons. Lineage: Eukaryota; Metazoa; Chordata; Actinopteri; Synbranchiformes; Synbranchidae.